This is a messenger RNA of Phytomonas sp. EM1, 1665 nucleotides long. The record is from the annotation of a GenBank genome assembly. NCBI's taxonomy places the organism in Eukaryota, Euglenozoa, Kinetoplastea, Trypanosomatida, Trypanosomatidae.
AUGGCGAGACGGGAACGUGUGCCGCGGCACAAGUCCUCAAGACGAAAGCGAAACAAGAAUCCAAAGUUGUCUCCCUUUCAGUUAGAGCAAAAGCGGGCCCGGCUAGCGAAUCAGGCGCCCACCCCAAAGACGAUGGGAACCGAUGAGGACAUUCCACAUAGCCAGCGGGGCGUAUUUGAGUACUUGCAAGCCAAGCGUGCGCGUCUGGAAAAACGAAGGCAAGAGCGGCAACAACUUGAAGAUGAAGAAAAACAAGGCACUAAGGCACCAAAGCAGUGCUCAAAGGAGACAUUGCAAGAAGGCAGAGAGGCCGAAACAGGUGACAACGAGGAUAAUAAUGUUGAAAUUAGGGGCUCUUCGGAGAGCCUUGGUGAUCAAAAGAGCGCUAAAGGAUCUAGACGGACGCGAUCGCAGGAAGAUGCCUGUAUCGAUUCCCCUUCUCUGAAAAAGCGCAAAAAGGACUCCAUGGCAACCUCGAUGUCAUCCGAUCAAAAUGUCUCGGACCUCAACAAUACUCCUUCCCCCAAUGGGGAAACCGAAACUGAUAGCAUAGGAACGGGUGGAAACCUUCAAAAGACAGAGCAGCGGCAAAAGAAAAAGACACGAACGGAAAAUUCCAGCUCUGCAGUCUCUCUUAAUCAAGAAUUCUUAGCCUCUGUGGGAAACCCCAUCAAAACGCAGCGCAGUCGUCAUCCUCGUACCACAGAUCCUGAGGACAAUGAUCAGCCGCGUACGGUUGAGGAAAUCAUUGCUCGCAAAAAGGAAAAGAAGCAUCGUAAAAAGGCUGAAGCACGUCGUCAGCGUGUCGCGGAGCAAAUCCAGAAAAUGGAGGAGGAACUUUCACGUCUGGCUACCAAAAAGAGUCGCAAGAGGUCCUCCCACGAGAACUCGGACUUUAACCUGGCCUUUGAAAAGAAGCUCAAAGAGCUCCAGAAAGAGAAGAGUAAGGCCGCCAAAAGCAGCAACGACGGUGCAAACCCAACGUCCAAAAAGGGGCAAGCCAAAAAACGGAAAACGCUCACAGCUGAUGUUGACCACAACGACGAUUCGGAUUUGACUUCCAUUGGUAAGCCACACGAGGCGGGGAAUAACUGUGACACAAACCCAGUUCAUGACACAAACGGGACCGACUCCUCUGAGCGGAAACGGAUUUCCUUUGAUGACAGUGUGGUCGGGUUUACCGCGUCACCUCCGGCUGUGACACGGCGGCCGCGAGAUUUCUUUGAGUUAAUUGACAUCCCAAAGUUCGGCGAGCGGGUGGAGGCGCCGCCGGUCUUUGAGGUAGUGCCUAAUAAAGACGCCGCGGUGACACGGCUGGCACGCCGUUUGGAAGGAACGCGACCUCUUCGCGAAGGACGUCCGGUAAGGGGGCCUGCGCAGUACCGAUUUGUUGCCGACCGUGAGGGCGGCGGGCUUGGGGAAGAGAAGCGGCUGGCGCGACUUGGGCUGGCCCCCGCAAUUACCCACCGCAUCGACAACACCAACGCCGGCGAUCGGGUGUUGCCCCACCCUGGUCGUCCCAACGCAGGGGAGGAUCCUAAGAAGAAGGAGAUGGAGGCUCUUCGGGAUUAUGUUAUGGCGACUUAUCGCCAGAACAGACGGAACAACUUCCUGCAGAAGAAGGGGGUUGACAUGAGUUACGCUUUUCCAAAGUUUUCAGGUUAG